CUCUGCUCACUUGCCUACAAAGCAAUCUUGGUUUAUCCCAGAGAGAGAACGGACAAGACAGAUUUAUUUAUUUUUUUAAAAAAAUCUAAGAACACAGCCUUACUCAAGAAAGAAAGAUGAAACUUCAAAUGAUCUGCAUGCUCUUCAUUUUACUUAGUGCUACUACCAGAAACCUCUGUGCAUUCACCAUUCAGAGAGAUGCCCAGAAAGACUUGGCCAGUUUGGACCCUUACAAGACAGAAAGCAUGGGACUGCAGGCAUUGCUAGGAAGACCCAAGCGUCACGUCAGUCACAUUGCUCUCUGCAGAUAUUGCUGGGACUGUUGUGGAAACAAAGGUUUUGGUUACUGCUGUCGGACAUGAAAAGGACAAAGUCCAUGAUAGAUGACAACUCUGCUAUGGAGAUGUCCUUCUCCUUGUAGACAUGACCACCU
Messenger RNA from Notechis scutatus (mainland tiger snake), 433 nucleotides. NCBI's taxonomy places the organism in Eukaryota, Metazoa, Chordata, Lepidosauria, Squamata, Elapidae. The record is from RefSeq and is a predicted model, not a curated record.